Messenger RNA from Manis pentadactyla (Chinese pangolin), 2900 nucleotides. RefSeq lists its product as uncharacterized. The record is from RefSeq and is a predicted model, not a curated record. NCBI's taxonomy places the organism in Eukaryota, Metazoa, Chordata, Mammalia, Pholidota, Manidae. The transcript has 5 exons. Bases 1 to 831 code for a protein of 276 amino acids.
AUGGCCGGGUGGCUGCGGGCCAAGUCCGGGCGGCGGCUGUGCCUGGCGACGCGGCUCCGCGGCUGCAGCCGCGGCGGGGCGGGGCCGAGAGCGAGGACGGCCGGGGGCGCCGACAGCCGCAGCGGAGCCGCCGCCGCCGCCGCCGGUGAGGGAGGCCUAGAGCGGAGCCCGCCCCGCCCCGCGGCCCAGGGAGCGGGGCCGCCUCGGAGCCCGGCCUCUCCCCGCCAGCCGCGUCCCCGGCCAGUCCGCCGGGCCAGCAAGCGCGCGAGCGCCGGGCCGCGGCCGCGUCUUCCGCCCCCGGUCGGAGCAAGCCCGCCGCCCGUUCGUUCCCCGCGGCCGCCGGGUCCGGCCGGAGCCUGCAGCGGAGCCCAGGAGAGUCAGCGCCAUGGCGGAGCAGACCUACUCGUGCACUCUUCUUGGCUUAUUUCCUCGCAAAGGCCUUCAGAAGAAACCAAGACUCUAUUUCAUCUUUUCUCACAGGCCAGUUAUAUACCGUUUUGGCUGCUUGUCUUUAACUGCCAUCUCACAAACAGCCUUGAGGAGAAUUCAACAGCCUACUCAGAGGCCGGGAGCCCCCAGGAGCAGGGGACCCAUCUGUCUGUCUUGUGCAGCAUUCAAGCCAGCUGCAGGGCCCAGCCCCCUGGAGACAUGAACGAUCUCACAGAACAUCAACGUCGGACAGGUCACUCUGAGGCCAUGGUAAAAUGGGAGAUAGAGGUAAGGUCUUCAUGCACCUUACAAAAAGCCACACAUCCCCAUUUCUUGGCAGGGGGUAUGUGCGGCUGCUGCUUCUUGACCAGUGACAACUCUGUCCUCACCCCCACUAGAUAAGGUGUAAUGAGAUGGCUGAUUGUAGAACUGUCCCCUCUUUCUGACACCAUCCAGCCGCUAGUAAACCACAGCUGACACCCACCCACCCAAGCCCCACCCCUGUAAUAGAGCCGAAUGCCCCCCAUUCUGAUGCCUGCGGUUCCCCACGGUUCGUGCUCUCCUUCGCUCAUUGAGUAAUAAACCCAACUGGUUCAACCACAGGUGUGGCUCUGAGGGCAGGGACUGGCCUCUCCGAGGGACUGUCCCCUCUCUUGUCACACUGAUGGUGAUGAUGGUGGUGGUAAUAAUGAUGAACACAUACACACGGCCUAGUUGUGACGGGCACUGUGCUAAGUUCUUCCUCCACCUUCAUCUGUACUGAAUCCUCCCAAAGACUGCAAAGCAGGUAUUGUCGUCCCACCUGUUUUGCAGAUGGGGAGCUGAGGCAUGCUGGAGGCUGACCACCUGUCCCAGGUCACCAAGCUGGUACGUUGCUGGAGAAAGUCCAGGAGCUGGGCCCCAACCAGGCUCUGAGGCCUGGGCAAAACUUGGACCUGAACUGCCUUCAUCCGCAUGGGUCUCAGAGCUUGUUGGAACGUGGUGGGUGGUGGGGAGAGGGUGCUGGGCGGCCCCCGUACGGGGGCAGGAGUGAAUUCCUGUACUGUGGGCCGUGGCCUUCAAACCAGGCAGCCGUGUUGGGGCUUGGCCAACACACUAGGUGGACCCCUGACCUCCGCUGGGCCCACUCUUGAUUUUCUCCUGGGAAGACUUGGGGUUAUGGGUACCAGCCUGACUGUGCAGGACAGGUGGACCAAGGUGUCAACGCAGAGGCUAAGAGGUGACACCUUCCAACCUGGAUAUGGGAGGGUGGCUGGGAAAGAUGGGGCAGCAGAGAGAAGCAGAGAUUGGAGAGGCUGCAGGUGGAGAGAGCAAGAGGGUGAGGGAGAGGGAGCAAUGGAAGGAAGAGAGAAAGAGAGCAAAACAGGAAAAGACAUGCACAGAGAGAGGCUGCCCUGGGUCCGGACCUCUCCCAGGUCCCAGCUCAGUGCCUCCUGGGCUGGCUGAUGCUCCUUUUCUCGGUCUCCAGGUCACACUGGUGUUGCAGCCUGUCCCUCUGUCUGCAGGUUAGUCUGGGGGAGGGGGGUUUCGCUCCUGCCUGGGGGAGAGGAUGGCAUCUGCUGUCCUCCACACCCAGAGGUGGCACAGACCUGGGGGGUGGGAGGCAGAGCCUGGGGCCGGCUGUGUGAUCAGGGCAGAGCCUGGCCCCCACUGGAGCCUGGCAGGGAGCCCCAAGUAAGAGCUGCUCUCAAGGCAAAGUAGAAGCUGGAGGUGGGGGUGCUGAGGGAGGGCUCAGGAUGUUUACAGCUGGACUGGUAAGAUGAUUUCCUUUAAUACUGGUUGGCUGAACAAAUGUUCCCCGAGGCUAGUGGUGAAUUGUUUUUAUUUAGCUUUGUAUUUUUGAGAGAGGGAGGCAGCAUGGAGGUUUGUGGCAAUCUGAACUCAGACCCCAGUUUAGAUGAUGACCUUCUCACUAGCUGUGUGCCCCUGGGCAGGUAACUUCAUCUCUCUCAGCCUCUGUCGCCUAAGUGAGACACGUGAUCCCUGAAUUAUAGGGUUGUGAUAAUGAUUCAGAAGUGAUGGUCACGGCGAGUACUUGAUGGCGAGUACUUGGGAAGAGUGGGUACUCAAUACAUGUGACUACCCUGCUCCUGGGUCCUUUGGAAUUACUUUAUUAGUAAAAUUUAUACUUGACAGAUUGAAAAAUAUUUUCCACAGACAAAGAAUUAUAUUUGCUUGUGUGUAUUUUAAUAAAGCCAUAUGAACAUAACUCAUACCUGACACCAAUAUUUCAACUUUCAUGCCUUUAAAAUUGACUGGAAAUGAUAAAUACAACAAAGGAAUUUCCAUGAACAGGCAAAUGCUCUUCUCAGAAAAAUGGGUUUUUUGCUUCUGCUGUCGGUGACAAUGAUGGAGAUGCAAUCUCGGCUGCUACUUUGGGGCGCUCACUGUGUGCCCCGCCUGUGCUCCAGGCUUCCCACAACGUCUCCCCUUCAGCCUCACCACCCUGGGAGGUGGUCCCGCUGGAACAU